AUGAAGCUUAACGGGAAAAAUAUAAACCGGGCGGUUCUGGGUAAUGUGGGGAACGGAGAACAUAUUCGUUUUUGGCUUGACAAAUGGGUGGGUGAUCUUCCUUUUGUGGAAAGAUGGCCGCAUCUGUUUGCUCUGGAAUCUGUUAAAAAUUGCAGGGUUGUAGAAAGAAUGGGAUCGAGACAAGGGAAUGAUGGAUACACUUGGAAUUGGGUUAGAACUCCAGAAUCGGAUGUGGAGAUUAAGGAAUGGCAGGAGUGUCAAGAAGUCAUCAACAUGGUGAGAUUGUCAAAUAAAAAAGACGCAUGGAUAUGGGAUAUUGACAGACCGAAGGGGUUUUCGAUGAAUUCGGUAAAAAAGGCUUUAAUUUCUGAUAGGGAAAGUUGUUUCCUUCCAAAAUUCGAGUGGAGUAAAUGGGUUCCUAUAAAAUGUAACAUUAUGGCAUGGAGAGGUAAUUUAGAUAUACUUGCUACCAAAGUUAAUCUGAAAAAAAGUAACGUGGAUAUUCCAUCGGUUUUAUGCCCUUUCUGCGAAGAAUAUGAGGAAACCGUAGAUCAUUUGUUCUCGGCAUGCACGGUGUCUAUUCGAGUGUGGGCAACUUUUAGUGUUUGGUGCAACAUUCCGCAGAUCUUUGCUUUCGAUUUCAAAGAUUUAAUGGAUAUUCACAAUAAUAUCCAGAGUGGGAAAAAGACGAAAAAGAUUAUCCGUGGUUUGAUUAUUAUAGCGUGUUGGUGUAUUUGGAAAGGCAGGAACGACUUGGUGUUCAAUCAGAUAAGGAGAAGUUCGCAAGAUAUCAUGAUUGAGAUAAAGUCGAGAGGUUUUUGGUGGUUUAAAAGUAGAUCAUCUUGCGAAAAUAUUAGUUGGAAAGAUUGGUGUAAAUACCCUAUGUAUAUGUUGUAG
This is a messenger RNA of Helianthus annuus (common sunflower), 897 nucleotides long. RefSeq lists its product as uncharacterized. Bases 1 to 897 code for a protein of 298 amino acids. The record is from RefSeq and is a predicted model, not a curated record. Lineage: Eukaryota; Viridiplantae; Streptophyta; Magnoliopsida; Asterales; Asteraceae. The transcript has a single exon.